AUCUUACCCAAACCAUAACAUCAUUCUUUGUGCGAGACUCCGAUAUCCCGUUAAAAGGCUUAUCCUGAAUUUUAAUAGAGAAGGCCCAGCAACCAAACAAGAAUGAGCAGAAGCAAAGCAGGGGUGACCGUGGCGUUCAUCGCAACGCCCGCCGUCGGGAACCUUGUUCCGGCCGUUGAGUUUGCGCAGCGCCUAAUCGAUCGCGACCCUCGAAUCUCAGCCACCAUCCUCAUCAUCACAAUCCCCCAGCGGCCCAUUGUCACCGAAUACGCAGCCUCGCGCCCCGCCUCCGCCCCCCCCGGCCUCCGAUUCGUCCACCUCCCUCCGGUGGACCCUCCUCCACCGGACCAUUUCCAGUCCUCCAUCGGCUUCAUCUCCAUUCUCAUAGAGAGACACAAACCCCACGUCAAGCGCGCCCUCGCCGACGUGGUUUCGUCCGACUCCGACUCGGUCUCACUCGCGUGCUUGUUCCUCGACAUGUUUAGUACCACGAUGAUCGACGUCGCCCUCGAGCUGGGCGUCCCUUCUUAUUUGUACUUUGCAUCUCCGGCAGGUUUUCUUGGUCUCAUGCUCCACCUGCCGACGAUCGAUUCCCUGAUCAGCGGUGAGCUCGACGAUUCGGAUUCUGAGUUGAUUAUACCGAGUUUUGCGAACCCGGUUCCGGCAACUGUGUUGCCCUCGGCAGUGUUGCGCCGGAAAAGGGAUGGAUACUCUUGGCUUCUCUACCAUGCUCGCAGGUACAGAGAAACGAGGGGCAUUAUUGUGAAUACAUUUCAAGAACUAGAGCCUUUUGCUCUCAACUCUCUCUCUGCGGACCAGGUAGCGCCGGUUUACCCGGUUGGGCCAGUACUUGACCUCCUCGGACCGGCCCAGUGGCAUUUCGAUCCGCCGCAAAACGAGGCAAUCGUCAAAUGGCUGGAUGACCAGCCCCCAGCUUCCGUAGUGUUCUUGUGCUUCGGCAGCAUGGGAAGCCUGGGUGCAGCCCAAAGCAGAGAGAUAGCCCUCGGCUUAGAGCGAACCGGGUGCCGGUUCUUGUGGUCGCUCCGUCAACCGGCCGAGGCCCAGCUAAGCCUUCCGACUGACUACGCGGAUCUGGAGGGGGUGUUGCCCAGAGGGUUCUUGGAUCGGACGGCUGGGCUGGGCCUGAUAUGCGGGUGGGUUUCACAGGUAACAGUUUUGGCUCAUAGGGCCGUAGGAGGGUUCGUUUCUCAUUGCGGCUGGAACUCGAUUCUAGAGAGCCUGUGGUUCGACGUGCCGAUUGCCACUUGGCCCAUAUACGCAGAGCAACAGAUGAAUGCGUUCGAGAUGGUUAGGGAAUUGGGCUUGUCGAUGGAGAUUAGACUGGACUAUCGGCAUGGUGGCGAGCUGGUGCGGGCGGAGGAGGUGGAGAGAGGAGUGAAGCAGCUGAUGGAGGGUGAUGGGGAGGUUAGGAGAAGGGUUCAGGUGAUGGGAGAGAAGGGUCGGACGGCUGUGAUGGAAGGUGGAUCAUCAUACCAAGCUGUGGGCCGUCUGAUUGAGGAACUUGUGGGUGGGAUUUGAGGCGAGGGGAUGUCCAAGUUGGCCCAUUUUUUUCCUUCCGACAUGAUGAGGUGUAAGAAACAAGGAGUGUUGAAUUCAAAUGUAUGUGGAUUUUAUUUCUUCUUCGUUUUUGAUUUCCAUCUUGGAUAUGUUUAUUAUAUAGUGCUAGCAUGUGCAUGUGCUUUGCAUGUGCUGACAUAUUUUAGUUUUGACAUUUAAAUAUGGAUACUUUUCAUAAUUUUGAUAUAAAAAUCCAUCUAUUUUGCCUCCCCCCAAAA
This is a messenger RNA of Malania oleifera, 1796 nucleotides long. RefSeq names its product UDP-glycosyltransferase 43-like. The coding region runs from base 103 to 1539 and encodes 478 amino acids. Lineage: Eukaryota; Viridiplantae; Streptophyta; Magnoliopsida; Santalales; Ximeniaceae. The transcript has 2 exons. The record is from RefSeq and is a predicted model, not a curated record. Gene Ontology annotation, molecular function: UDP-glycosyltransferase activity.